This is a messenger RNA of Aureococcus anophagefferens, 2061 nucleotides long. RefSeq names its product expressed protein. The coding region runs from base 1 to 2061 and encodes 686 amino acids. The transcript has a single exon. Gene Ontology annotation, molecular function: protein binding. Gene Ontology annotation, cellular component: nucleus; cytoplasm. Lineage: Eukaryota; Pelagophyceae; Pelagomonadales; Pelagomonadaceae. The record is from RefSeq and is a predicted model, not a curated record.
AUGGCCUCGACGAAGCUCAGGGCAGCGGUGAUGGCGGGCGACGUCGCGCGGCUGCGCCAGCUCGCCGCGAACGGCGCCGACUUGCGGAGCUGCCGCGACCCCUCCCUCGUCGAACUGGCGGUCUUCUGCGGCCGCCCGGAGGCCAUCGCCGCGCUCCACGAGCUCGGCGCGCCGAUGAUCAGCGAACCCGUGCCGCUGGCGACCCUCGCGCUGCACGCGCGCACGGACGCCGCCGGCACGGGCGACGCGGCGCUGGUCGUCGCCGUGCUCGCGAGCCUCCGCGCCGCCGGCGCGGACCUCGAGGCGGGCGCCGCGGACGCCCACUCCGUGCUCCACCGCGUGCUCGACGACAGCUACGUCGCGCGGGACCUCGCCGUCGGGCCCGGGACGCACCGCGGCGCGGACGCGGGACGCGAGCCCGAGGUCCUGCGCGAGGGGACGAAGGCGGCGCGGACGUGGUGGACGCGCGCCGCGCGCCACGCCGUCGCGCGCUGGCUCCUGGAGACGGGCAAGGUCGACCCCAACGCCGGCAGCGCCGUGCCGGCGAUCCUGGCCGCGCGGUGCGGCGACCUCGCCGCGCUCAAGCUCCUCCGCGACUUCGGCGCGGACAUGGCCAAGCCGUCGACGAUCGGCCGUGCCGUCACGACGGUCGCGGGGGUCGCUCUCAUGGGGGACUACCGCGACAUCGUCAAGUGGCUCUCGAAGGCCUGCGGCGUCGCGCCGUCGCGCGCGGACGUCGACUACGCCGAGGAGAUCAAGCGGGACCUCGGCGGCGCGCCCCGGGGCUCGGCGGCCGGCGCGACGGGCGCGCGGGCGUACGCCGUCGCGCGCCAGUGCGCCUUCUGCGGCCGGCCGGGCGCGAAGCAGCAGUGCGGCAAGUGCGGCUCCGGCGGGCCCCGCUACUGCGGCCAGGGCUGCUUCAAGGCCGCCUGGAAGAGCCACAAGAAGGUCUGCGGGACCGGCGUCAAGAAGGAGGACGGCGAGCCGCUCCUCGUCUCGCUCGUGUCCGCGGUCGUGUCCGGCGACACGGCGGAGAUCGAGCGGCUCGUGCGCGACGAGCGGGUGCCGGUGGACGCGCGGAUCGACCACAUCGUCGCGGACACGACGCGCGCGGCGCGCGCGAAGAAGGAGGGGGACGCGCACGAGGCGAGCUGCGCGGAGACGCAGCAGGGCCUCGCGGUGGGCAAGUCGUCGUCGGAGAGCAACGGCGCGGAGACGCCGCUGCUCCUCGUCGCCUUCGGCAACGCCGGGUCGACGAUGACGCAGACCAUCUUCCCGAACUGGAGCAAGGAGCGCAAGAAGCGGGCCGCGAAGACGUUCGACGCGGCCGCGGUCGUCCGCUGCCUCGUCGGCCUCGGCGCGGACCUCGAGCAGCGGACGAAGAUGGACAAGUACGGCAUGACGCCGUUCCAUCUGGCGGCGCGCGGCGGGCGCCUGGACGUCAUGAAGGCGCUCGCGGCCGCGGGCGCCGACGUCGCCGCGAGGGCGGGCUUCGACGGGUCGUCGGCGCUCGGCAUCGCCGUGAUGAUGAACCCCGCGUCGACGCUCCGGGCGCUCCGCGCGCUGGGCUGCGACCCGGACCAGGCCGACGACUACGGCCGCGGCCCGCUGGACGCCGCCAUCUCCCAGGGCUUCGUCGACAAGAUCGAGUGUCUCGUCGACCUCGGCGCGACGGCGAACUGGCCGAUGCUGUGGGACCUCGCGUCCACGCACCCGGCGCUCGCGCACAAGGGCCCCCAAGCCCGCGCGAAGGUCCUCAAGUGCCUCGACCGGCUCUCGCGGCGCGCGCGCGGCGAGCCCGCGUCCGCCGGCAUGGCCGAGGCGCGCGCGCGCGACGUCGCCGAGCGGAUGAGCCGGCCCAAGCCCGACGUCGGCCCGGAGACCUUCGCCACGUUGCUCAAGCGCGUCGACCACGCGUCCGUCGGCGAGCUCAAGGGGCUCAUCUCGACGGCCGGCGGCACUUUCGUCGGCCUCGUCGAGAAGCAGGAGCUCCGGAACCGCGCGCGGGAACUCAUCGCCGCCAAGCUCGACACGGGGGGCGACGCCGAGGAGGCCGACUGA